Molecule: messenger RNA, 972 nt
Organism: Penicillium olsonii
Lineage: Eukaryota; Fungi; Ascomycota; Eurotiomycetes; Eurotiales; Aspergillaceae
Source: the annotation of a GenBank genome assembly
AUGGCCGUGACUGCAUUCCCAGCCGAGUCUCCUGAUCUUGCCCUCCUCAAUGUCGCCCGAUUAUUCACCCGACUCGAGCACAAUCUGCUGUCCCCGGGCACAGACCGCCGCACUCUCCAACAAUCCGAAUACCAGCGCAUGCGCGUGAACAAGAAUGUGGAAUACGCUCGCACGCUCUUGACGCAGCUCGAGCGGUCUCUCCCGCAAUUGAAACCACUCGACCGCAAACAUGAAGCGCAAGCCGAGAUUGCGCGUGAUAGACAGCUUCUCAAACGGAUACAGACUAUUCUCGACGAGGAAGAUGCCAAAGCAGCAGCCGUGCAAGAUGAUGACGACAACGACGACACAGACGGCGACGAUGAAUGGAAAGAGCUAUUCUCCAAGCCUGUAGCGCAGACAAAGGUUCACACGCCGGCCUCUCAAACCGAACCCAAGGACCGGGACAUGUCAGCAUCACGGGAAACCAAGGAAGCGCACAGUGAUCAAUCCGCCACAACCACACAGAUCCCGUCCACCACACAAUCCGAGCCAACACCUACUCCUUCAGCAAAUACACCGGCACCGCCUACACUCCGUAAUCGACACGCCAGGAAGCCACUAGUGGCUACAGAUAAAGCAACCGCAACAGGAAGCAAUACCAAACAGCAUGACACCGAGAAUGAGCUUAGCACGCACAGAAUGGAACAAGAAGACCUCACCGGCUCCCUAUUGACACUGGCCGCGCAACUCAAGACGUCUUCAAUCUCUUUCCAGUCUGCCCUUGAAGGAGAGAAAUCCGCUUUAGAUCGGGCGGUGUCUGGUAUCGACCGCACCAGUACUACUAUGGAAGCUGCGGAGAAGAGAAUGGGCAUGCUGCGCAAAAUGACGGAGGGGAAGGGCUUGUGGGGUCGGAUGAUGCUUUAUGCUUGGAUCUUCGGGCUCUGGGUUGUCGCUAUCUUGAUUGUUUAUGUUGGGCCCAAGUUGAGGUUUUGA